Messenger RNA from Lineus longissimus, 1967 nucleotides. Its product is annotated as guanine nucleotide-binding protein G(I)/G(S)/G(O) subunit gamma-10-like. The transcript is spliced from 3 exons. Gene Ontology annotation, biological process: G protein-coupled receptor signaling pathway. Lineage: Eukaryota; Metazoa; Nemertea; Pilidiophora; Heteronemertea; Lineidae. Gene Ontology annotation, cellular component: heterotrimeric G-protein complex. The record is from RefSeq and is a predicted model, not a curated record. Gene Ontology annotation, molecular function: G-protein beta-subunit binding. Bases 72 to 272 code for a protein of 66 amino acids.
UGAAAAUUUUCGUCUUUCUAUGAAAUUUUACCUCGAUAUUUUCGCUGUUUUACGAGUGAUUUCUAUCAAAAAUGUCAUCCCAAGUCCAGGCCUUACAAAAGCAAGUUACACAACUCCGACAGGAGGCAAGUGUACAAAGAAUAAUGGUCUCACAAGCCGUAAAUGAUUUGGUUCAGUUCAUGACACAAAAUGCACCUAGUGAUACCCUUGUAAAUGGAAUUGGACAAUCUGAAAAUCCCUUCCGGGAUCAGAAGAGUUGCAGUAUAUUGUAAUGAAGGAAAGAUUCCCGGACCCAAGGAGACCAAAUAUGUUUGUCAUCACACAACCACAAGCCGAAUGAAACUUGAGAGCAGAGCUUUCUUGGGACUAUCAAUCUUCUUCUCGAUGUUCUUACUAACACCAGUAGUCUGUCAGGAAUCACUACCCAAAACUUCUUCUUGGACGUCAAUGGGGAAAUUUGAUUUUGUCGUAUUUGAUGUCGUUUCAAGGAAAUUUCACUUUUUCUUCUUUUAAAACCGAAGAAAUAACCAAAUUUAGUGUUUUAUUUUUGCAGAUUUGCCAAAAUACACUUUAUAUAAAAAAAACGGAAAGAAAGUUUGUAAAGCCGCCAAAUAAUUAAAAAAUCAUGAAAGUUAUGUUUUUUCAUAAUUUUUUGGGAAACUGCAAAAAUUAAAAAGAUGGCUUACAGUUCUCUACAAUUGAACUUAUCAGCUGAAUGUCCACUGCCAGCUUGUCAAGGUCAACUGCAAAAAAAUAUGUUUUUUUGACAAUAACUUUGUAUAAUAAGUGAUUCAGUUUUAUCAGAUGACCAAUUAAAGAAAGAUGAUCACAAACGUUCAUAUCUGCAUUUGAUGGAAAAACUUCAGAAAUGAUGUACGCGGCCAUUUUUCACUCUCAGUCUUUGUUGCCUUUCCAUUGCUGUUACAAGUUUCACUUGGGUUGUUGCAAUCAUAUAGGAUCUUUACAUCCUCCGCAUUGUUCUUCAGCAGGGUUCUUUUUGUAGGGUGGUUGAGGUUGCAAGAAGAACUUUGGUCCAGCACCUUGCCUUCACUGUAGUGCCAUUUUGAAGAAAGAUGGUGGCGGUAUUAAAUUCUUUUUAGGACCUCCCACACUACUAAAUCUCCCUGCCGAGAACACUGCUUUAUCUCAAACUGUCUGUGCCACAUUGACAUCUUUUACUGUUUAAAAUCAACAUGUUUGUGUAUAGUAUUUAUUUUUUUGUAGUUUGGUAAAAAACUAAUUGGUUCAUUGCCAUUUUUGGCAAACAAUCUUCAUCUGGUGCAUGGCGUGGCAGUGUUGCUGCUCUCCAAGUCAUCAAGAUGGUUUACAUUUUCUGUCCCAAUAUUAUAAUAUCUGAUUUUUUGGGGUCAAUUUGACAAAGUGUAUUUUUCUGCUUUCUAUUACAUCAAAAAUUAUUCGCAAAACAAGGCCAUGUUUCAAAGUAUGAAUUAAUUUCUGAAAUGCCAGUUACGAAUUAAGUUAAAAUCAAGUUGGUUGGUGGUUAUUGCCUUUGUGGCUUUGACAAUACUUCACAAUAUUUUGUAUGUGUUCCAAUCGUGUUUAUCCAAAUGAUUUGAAAAAAAUAAAUUUAUAGCCAUGAUUAUUAUAUUCUAGGCCUAUUUAAUUGGUGCAUUUAUAACUUAUCCUAGUUCAUAUCUAGACUAAUUGCAUUUAAUCAUGUACUGUAAUCAAAAGACAAAUUCGUGUACAUGUAUCAAAACAUGCCAGGACAAUUAUCAAAUUCUGACUUGUCCAUUGAUAUUUUUGUCUUUUCCUGAACAUAUACCAUUCUUCUGAUAUGUGUUUUGUUUGCUUAAUAGUAAAGAUACUCAAAUAUCCUGCAUAGCAUCAAAAUUAACAACUUUUUAGUAAAGCGCAUGGAAUACUUAUCAGUUCUGUGUUUGAAUGUUUUAUGUAUCUUGUUAGCAUUUUUGUUGUUUUGUUAAUAAAUGUGUCAAUCAUGUCAA